Molecule: messenger RNA, 957 nt
Organism: Gallus gallus (chicken)
Lineage: Eukaryota; Metazoa; Chordata; Aves; Galliformes; Phasianidae
Product: epoxide hydrolase 3-like
Molecular function (GO): hydrolase activity
Source: RefSeq, a predicted model, not a curated record
AGAAGCGGCAGAGCGGCGGAAGCGGCGGGAGAAGACCCCCGCAGCGAUGCUGCAGUCCCUAUGCUGGGCUCUGUUGGCCCCCACGCGGGCGCUGCUGUCGGUGCGGCGUUCGGUGACGCGGUUGGCGGUGGCGGCGGCGGCGGUGGCGGCGGGGGCGGCCUAUGGGCUGUGGGGGCUUUGGGUGCUGCUGAGCAGCGGUCCCCGGGGGGCGCUGAGCCGUAAGGUGAGGGCCGAACCCCCCCCCGGGUUGGAGGACGGAACCUACGGGCAGCACGGAUGGCUGAGGCUGAAGAGCUCAGGGCUGCGCCUCCAUUACGUCGCCCGCGGUCCCCCCGGCGCCCCACUGCUGCUGCUGCUGCACGGCUUCCCCCAGAACUGGUUCUGUUGGCGUCACCAACUGCUGGAGUUGGGCCGUCGGUUCCGGGUGGUUGCGUUGGACCUCCCCGGUUAUGGGGCGUCCGAAAAGCCCCCAGGAAAGGAGAAUUACAGCCCUGAAAUCGUCCUGGGGGACCUCCGAGAGGCCGUGGGGGUGCUUGGGGGGCAGAACGGGACCCAUAAGUGCGUCUUGGUGGGUCACGACUGGGGGGGGGUCCUGGCCUGGGAGCUGGCAGCCGCGCACCCGGAGGUGGUGGCCAAGUUGGUGGUGAUGGAUGCGCCCCACCGCGCCGCCAUGAUGGGCUUCUCAGCCCACCGCCCCACGCAGCUGCUCCGUUCCAGCUACAUCUUCCUCUUCCAGCUGCCGUGGCUCCCGGAGCUCCUCCUCUCUCUCGCUGACUUCCAGUUCCUCAGGACGCUCCUUAUGGGGCCGCGGUUGGGCAUCCAGAACCCAUCGCGGCGGAUGACGGACCCCGAAUUCGAGGCGUAUCUGUAUGGGCUCUCCCAGCCAGGGGGGCUCAGCCCCCCCAUCCAUUACUACCGGAACCUCUUCGGGUGAGUGGGGACCCCAAUGUGGGGUGG